Messenger RNA from Priceomyces carsonii, 918 nucleotides. It is a transcript of the gene SCO1, whose product is annotated as Cu-binding protein. The transcript has a single exon. Gene Ontology annotation, biological process: mitochondrial respiratory chain complex IV assembly; intracellular copper ion homeostasis. Lineage: Eukaryota; Fungi; Ascomycota; Pichiomycetes; Serinales; Debaryomycetaceae. Gene Ontology annotation, cellular component: mitochondrial inner membrane. Gene Ontology annotation, molecular function: copper chaperone activity; copper ion binding. The record is from RefSeq and is a predicted model, not a curated record. The coding region runs from base 1 to 918 and encodes 305 amino acids.
AUGAUUUCUAAAGCUCCGUUGAGAAUACUAAGGGCAAGGAGCCUACUGUCUCCUAAUUUUAUGAUUGCUAAACGCUUGAUCAACAGUUCAAGUGUUAGAUUUGAAGAAAAAGAGACUGAAAAAACAAAAGACAUUGAAACAAAAGUUCAGAAGAAGAGAAGACCGUUGAGCCGUGUAGCUAUCGGAGGUAACCUGGAUAGUAAUAAGCGUUACGCAUCGACUAAUAUUGAAUUCAGUUCUUGGAAGGCUGUCGUGUUGUUAAUUGUAGCAGGUGGUGCAUUUACAUAUUGGUUCAAUAGAGAGAAAGAAAGAUUAAGACUUCAGAAGGAGGUCGAAUCGAAAAGGGGAUAUGGUAAACCAUUGGUAGGAGGUGCAUUUAGCUUGGUAGAUACCGAGGGGAAGCCUUUUACGGAACAAAAUUUAGUGAAUAACGAAAAGAAAUUCUCGAUUAUCUACUUCGGUUUUACUCAUUGUCCUGAUGUUUGUCCUGAAGAGUUGGAUAAGCUCGGAGAAAUGUUGACAACUCUCAAGAAUAAGGACGGCAUCGAGUUGCAGCCUAUUUUUAUUACUUGUGACCCUGCUAGAGAUACUCCAGAUGUCAUAAAAACGUACUUGGAGGAUUUUGAUCCCUCCAUCAUUGGUUUGACAGGAUCAUAUGAGAACGUGAAGAAUGCCUGUAAAAAGUAUAGGGUUUAUUUUUCGACGCCUCCUGACGUAAAACCCGGUCAAGACUACUUGGUCGAUCACUCAAUUUUCUUCUAUUUAAUGGACUCAGAAGGAAACUUUGUUGAUGUCAUUGGAAGAGACGCAAGUGCAGAAGUGGGUUGUGACAAGGUUAGAAAGCAAGUAGAUGCAUUUAUUCCGCAAGCUGAAAGAGAUGCGAGAAAUCAGUCUUGGUUAAGUUUUCUUUACAAAUAG